Hemicordylus capensis (graceful crag lizard) is the source of this 2400-nucleotide messenger RNA. RefSeq names its product vomeronasal type-2 receptor 26-like. Gene Ontology annotation, cellular component: membrane. The transcript is spliced from 6 exons. Lineage: Eukaryota; Metazoa; Chordata; Lepidosauria; Squamata; Cordylidae. Gene Ontology annotation, molecular function: G protein-coupled receptor activity. Bases 79 to 2400 code for a protein of 773 amino acids. The record is from RefSeq and is a predicted model, not a curated record. Gene Ontology annotation, biological process: G protein-coupled receptor signaling pathway.
CCUAUUCUUCACAAGUAUUAUCAGUCAGGAGACUACCUAAUUGCUGGCAUUACUUCUCAGAUCUUCAUCACCACGGACAUGAUAACAUUCACAAGACAGCCCAGUCAGGAACUGAUUGAAGAGAUCAUCUAUUUCCUUGCAAGCUGGACCUAUCGAGCAUCAAUGGAACUUCUCUCCACACAGGGCAGAUUCAUCCCUAACUACAAAUGUGAUAUCCAGAAGAAUCCAGUUGCGGUUAUUGGAGGGCCUAACGCUGACCUUGAUCUCCACAUGGCAACUAUCCUGAGCCUCUACAAGAUUCCACUGCUCACAUAUGGUUCAGCUUCCAUGAUGAAUAACCAUAUCCAAGCUGUUUUCUCCCACUGUAUGUUCCCAAAUGGGGCCCAUCAAUAUAAAGGGAUUCUUCAGCUACUACUGCAUUUCAAGUGGACAUGGAUUGGGGUGAUUUAUCUGGAUAUUGACACUGCAUAUAGUUUUGUACAGAAUGUGCUUCAGAUGUUUUCUCAGAGUGGGGUCUGCUCUGAAUUCAUAGCAAAAUUACCAACAAUUACUUUUUCCAGGGAAGUCUAUACCACAAUGCUGGAUAUAAUUCAAAUAACAAACAUGGCUAUGAAAAGUACUGCCAAAGUGGUGAUUCUACAUGGCGAAAUUCAAUCCAUAAUAUGUUUAAGAAUGAUUCUCAGGUUGUCAGAAUUUGAAGACAUACCAAUGAAUACAAAUGCUAAAUUGUGGAUUAUGACAGCCCAGGUGGAUUUCACAUCACAUUCCUCUCUGAGAAGUUGGGACUUAGAGACCAUCCAUGGGGCUAUUUCCUUUGCAGUUCACUCAGUGGAGGUGUUAGGAUUCCAUAAGUUCCUUCAGAUCAGAAAUCCUACCUCUGAAAAAGAAGAUGGCUUUAUCAAGGCUUUCUGGCAACAGGCAUUUCUCUGUUCACUCCCCAGUUCUGAGGCAGAAGAUGAGGCUCAGGACAUCUGCACUGGAGAGGAGAGGCUGGAGACUCUACCUGGAUCUGUUUUUGAAAUGUCCAUGACUGGCCACAGCUACAGUGUCUACAAUGCCGUCUAUGCUGUGGCACAUGCUUUGCAUGCUAUGCACUUAUCCACAUUGACAAAUGGAGGGAGAUCCAAGCAUCUGAAUCAACAACUCCAUCAUUUUCUGAGAAGUAUGCCAUUUAACAAUGGUGCUGAGGAAACAUUUUCCUUCAACCAACAUGGGGAAUUAGUAGCUGGAUUCAAUAUUAUCAACUGGGUCACAUUUCCAAACCAGUCCUUUCUAAGAGUAAAGGUGGGAAAGAUAGACCCACAGGCUCCCCAAGAUGAAGCAUUCACCAUUGAUGAGGAUGUCAUCGUGUGGCCUACAAGGUUCAACCAGGCACAGCCACUUUCUCUAUGUAAUGGCCCUUGCUAUCCCGGUUACAGUAGGAAAAAGAAGGAAGGGGAGCCAUUUUGUUGCUAUGAUUGCCUUCCAUGCCCAGAAGGGAAGAUUUCAAACCAGCAAGAUGUGGAUUACUGUUUUCAGUGUUCAGAAGAUCAUCAUCCAAACAUAGACCAAGAUGGGUGCAUUCCAAAAGUUAUAACCUUCUUGUCUUAUGAAGAACCUCUGGGAACCAGUUUGGCCAGCUGUGCUCUUUCCUUUGCUUUCAUUACAGUUUUGGUUCUUGGGAUCUUCAUUAAGCACCAGGAGACUCCCAUCGUCAAAGCCAACAACAGAAACCUCACCUACACUCUCCUCAUCUCUCUCCUGCUCUCCUUCCUUUGCAUUAUGCUCUUUAUUGGCCAACCCGGAAAGAUGAUGUGCCUUCUUCAAAAAAUUUCCUUUGGCAUGGUCUUUGCAGUGGCAGUUUCUUGCAUUUUGGGCAAAACGACCAUUGUGGUUCUUACUUUCAUGGCCACCAAGCCAGGAUCAAAUAUGAAGAAAUGGUUGGGGAAAUGGAUGGCCAACUCCAUUGUUCUUUUCUGCUCGCUUAUUCAAGGUAUUAUUUGUAUUGUGUGGCUGGCAACCUUUCCCCCAUUCCCAGAUCUUGACAUGCAUGCAAUGACUGAAGAAAUAGUAUUGGAGUGUAAUGUGGGGUCAAAUUUCAUGUUUUAUUGUGUUCUUAGCUUUUUGGGUUUUCUGGCCAUUGUGAGCUUUAUUGCGGCUUUAAAGGCCAGGAAGUUACCAGAUAGUUUUAAUGAAGCCAAAUUCAUCACCUUCAGCAUGUUGAUCUUCUGCAGUGUUUGGGUGUCCUUUGUCCCCGCUUACCUGAGCACCAAGGGGAAGUCUAUGGUGGCUGUGGAGGUCUUUUCCAUCUUAGCCUCCAGUUCUGGGUUAUUAAGCUGCAUCUUUUUCCCCAAAUGCUUUGUCAUUGUGCUGAGGAGGAAUUUGAACAAAAGGGAGCAUCUAAUAAAGAAAAAAUACUAA